This is a messenger RNA of Letharia columbiana, 756 nucleotides long. RefSeq lists its product as uncharacterized. The record is from RefSeq and is a predicted model, not a curated record. The transcript is spliced from 3 exons. Lineage: Eukaryota; Fungi; Ascomycota; Lecanoromycetes; Lecanorales; Parmeliaceae. The coding region runs from base 1 to 756 and encodes 251 amino acids.
AUGGAAGGAGCAGUGAGAGGUUUCAAUGGCGGAAGCCCGAAAAUCAGAGAUGGUUCGGCAGCUUCAACGAGUGCUUCAACACAAUACAUGCUUGGCGUGCCUCAUCAGUUCACCCGUCAUUUUACCAACCUCACCAACGCCAUCCCUCCAUACAUUGCUCAUCCUGCGUCACCGCGAGACUCCGAGCCAAGAAACGGCCUAGGAUUACGGGAGCCUACCAUCAUGAACUCUACGCAAAACCACACCAUCUCCCGUCGCAAACAAAAAAAGGCCGCUAGAAAGCUCAAGCGCGCCCAGUCCAGCACCGUACGUGCUAACGCAGAUGCCGCUCUACGUAACUCACGCGCCGCCCGCCUCCACCACAUCUUGGGGAGACCCGGACGCGGGGGCCUAUCAGCCAAGAGCGCCGAGCAAUUGAAACAAUUCUUCUCUAAAAAGGUCCCCGAGAGUGAGAAGCCCUCGCUGCGUGAGAUGGAUGCUUCUGCGGCGAUGAUCAUGCUGCAAAUGGCGGCGGAGGAUGUCGAUGCUGGGAAAUUGACUCAUGAGGAGUUGAGGCAGCUAAGUGAGGAGAGUCUGAUGGCGAGAGGAGCAGAGUGUGGAGAAGGAGGAGGAGACGAGGAGGACGGGAAGGCUAAGGAGGACAGGGAGACGGAAGUGACAAUGGAGGCCAAGGGGGAUGUGGGGUCGGAGGAGGGGGAAGAGCUGGGAGACGAGGACUGGGAGCAGGGCGGUGUCGCUUUGGCCAACGAUUGGUAG